Molecule: messenger RNA, 1650 nt
Organism: Aspergillus japonicus CBS 114.51
Lineage: Eukaryota; Fungi; Ascomycota; Eurotiomycetes; Eurotiales; Aspergillaceae
Product: kinase-like protein
Exons: 1
Coding region: 325-1269 (314 amino acids)
Source: RefSeq, a predicted model, not a curated record
GCUGAUACAGCCUUGGUUACUUAAUUGAAGCUACAAUUAUAGGCAACGUUGACACCGUCUUUAGAUCUACGGAUAUAAUACGACCGGUGUUAGACCUUUUCAAACAUGAUAGAGAUAUAAGUAUCUCCAAUACCAAUGCCGGUGGUAUAGGUAACGUAGACUGCCUGUGCAACUAUAUGUCACACCGCCCCUCCACACGUGACAUGUUGACAUUGUCUAGACAAAUACCAGCAAUGAACUCAGGUCGAGAACCAAGGUCCCAGGCUUUUGAAUACACAUUCCUCUAGUAGCCAUCACACUGACAGACUGCAAUAUAUAGUCAAAAUGCUGCAGUGGCUAGUUCCGCGCCUGCUACUCCCAAAUUUCAUAUGGUCUGAUCAUAGGGCGACAGUUCUCAGCGACCAACUACCACCGAUUCCUCGCGUAACUCACCCACGUGUCCGUCGAUCCUGGGGCAUCAUCCAUACAUACCUCCGACGGUUUUCCCAAUCAUAUUGCAGCUGGGUCGGGGUCGCCUACGAUAAUCAGAUCGCCCAGCUUCCGUUCGGGCUCAUCCUCAAAUGGUCGGAUGGGACUCGGCUUGAGGAGGUUUUGGCCAUGCAAGUCGCCAGGCAAGCCGGCCUACCUGUGCCCAAGGUUAUCUGCUACGGAGAGCAUGCCGACAGUCCGCAUGCGCCGGUUUCAAUCCUGAUGACGCGGGUUCCGGGCAAGGAACUGGGUCAGAUUUACAAUACGCUAAGCGACGAAGAGAAAGAGGCGGUGGCUCGACAGCUGGAUCGAUAUUUGACGUGUAUAAGGAAUUGGGAAAAUCCUUGGGGCGAAAGCAAAAUCUGCUCGAUCGUAGGAACGCCGGUUAGAAGUGUCCGGGUCCCCAGUCACCUGGCCGGCCCAUUCAAGUCAGAGCAAGAACUCAACAACUAUUUGAUAGAACCUGCUUGGGCGGGCGGAUUUUCGUCCGAGGAGGCUUAUCGCCAGGCGAUGAAUCGAGCUAGGAAAAUGGACGGACUACCCCAUCGCAUUGUCUUUACACACGGGGAUUUGAAACACCACAAUAUCAUGGUCCAUGGGGGACGCAUCACAGGCUUUCUAGACUGGGAAUCAGCAGGCUGGUAUCCUGAGUAUUGGGAAUACACAACAGCGUUGAGAUUCACGCCGGAGGACUUCUGGUGGUACCAUUUCGUGGUUGAACUCGGUGGAAAGUCUUUCAUGCGGGAAUUGGAUUGUGAAAGGGCAUUGACUUGUUUGACUAGUGCCUCUUAUUACUGGUGAACAAUCCGCUUGUUUCCACACUUUCAUUCCAUCUUACUUUCAGCGUGAGAUUAGUAUCUUGAGGUUAUCAAACUCUCGCGUCGAAGAGCUGCCCCGUGUGUCGCUGCUUAUGCCUCACAGCCCCAGUAGGUCGAAGAAGAACUGUGAUAUCGAUUCAUUGCCGAUGCUAGUCUCAAGUUCUAGCUCGUGUACACACUCCCGGUCCAUCUUGGCUUUAAUCCAACAGGGACAACCCGGACAAUAGUGAGACGAGGAUUUAGGUUUCGGCUCAGUUACCGGGAAGAUCCAAGUUCAAUCCAAGGAUUCGAAACUAUGUCCACCAAGUACAAUGCCUACUCGAUGUGCACCAGAACGCAUGAAGUCCGACCCAACGGGCGGUAU